Messenger RNA from Fusarium oxysporum Fo47, 1849 nucleotides. RefSeq names its product galactosyl transferase GMA12/MNN10 family-domain-containing protein. Gene Ontology annotation, cellular component: Golgi membrane. The coding region runs from base 330 to 1688 and encodes 452 amino acids. Lineage: Eukaryota; Fungi; Ascomycota; Sordariomycetes; Hypocreales; Nectriaceae. Gene Ontology annotation, molecular function: glycosyltransferase activity. Gene Ontology annotation, biological process: protein N-linked glycosylation. The transcript is spliced from 3 exons. The record is from RefSeq and is a predicted model, not a curated record.
CGCUCUCCAGUUGUCUGGUCAAUGUCUCAGUUCUCAUACCUUGAGGCUUCUUGGCGGAUUCCCUUAAACCAUGUUUUCGACUGUUAUCCUCCCCACUGUCUCUCUUUGCCUUAGUUUGUGCGUGGCCUCAGCCUUGACUUGUUCUUGGUCAUCCUUGCUUCAUCAGCUACCUAAGCACAUUGCUCUCGCUUCUUCCUUUUCCCUUUUCUUUUUUUUUUUUUAUAGAUAUAUCUCGCUUGUCUUUGACUUCCAUGGACCGUCAACUACAGUCAACCUAGUUCGCGGGCUAAUCGCUGAGCCCGCCUCCUACAGAUACCCCAGGUCCUUCCAUGACCCUUUCGCGAAGCCCUUCACCUGUUCCCGGUGGUGGCUGGUCAAGUCCAGGCUUGAGCCUUGACAGUGGGAGGUCGACUCCGGCGAACGUGAGCGGCGGCCCUGUUGUAUGGGAGUCGGCCAAGAUGCGACCUCACAACUCUAGCACAUUUUCUUCGUUUUCGACUCAAAACAAGGGGUUCUUCAGCAGACACAUGCGGCGACUAUCGAGCAGUCUCCCGCAGUUUAACGGGCAGCGUGAGACUUGGAAGGAAAAGCAUGGACGGGGACCAAGAUGGAUUCGAAAGGUGCCGCUCGCCGGUAGAAUACGAUCGAUUUAUGGGCGAAUGGGCAGAAGACUAAAGAUGUUUCUACUAUUCAUGCUGGUAGCGAUGCUCUGCUAUACCAUAUUCUACACAACCCCUCUUGUAUAUUACUGGAGGAGAUCGUUCGGUGGCGGCAACAAGUUUGUCAUUAUCUUGGGCGCAAAUGUUGGAGGUGGUGUCAUGGAGUGGAAGGGUGCCAGAGAAUGGGCUAUCGAGCGAGACAGCGUGCGAAACAAGCGAAAGUACGUCAACCGAUGGGGCUACGACUUGGAAAUUGUGGACAUGAGCACCAAGAAGAAGUAUGCGCACGAGUGGCGGGAGAGCUGGGAGAAAGUCGACUUUAUUCGGUCGACCUUGAGGAAGUACCCCAAGGCCGAAUGGGUUUGGUGGCUGGACUUGAACACAUUCGUCAUGGAGCCCUCAGUAUCACUUCAAGACCACAUCUUCAACCACCUGCAGACAGAAGUCGAGCGCGACAUCAACUACUUCAACCCUCGCAACAUAUCGCAUCCUUUCACCCAUCAUUAUCUGGAUGAGGUCUCGCGAAGCCCUGUUGGAGAUGGCAAGGCCAACUCGAUCAACAUGAUCAUGACACAGGAUUGCGCCGGCUUCAACCUGGGAUCCUUCUUCAUGCGGCGCAGCGACUGGACGGACCGACUCCUCGACGUUUGGUGGGAUCCUGUCACAUAUGAGCAGAAGCACAUGCAGUGGGAACACAAGGAGCAAGAUGCGCUGGAUCAGCUAUAUCAAUCGCAGCCGUGGGUGCGCAAGCAUGUCGGCUUCCUACACCAGCGCAAGAUCAACAGUUUCCCACCUGGAGCUUGCAACCCCGACGGCGGUCCCAAGGAUAAGCAUAUCCACUAUGAGGAGAACCAGCGCGAUUUCCUGGUCAACAUGGCAGGGUGCGAAUGGGGCCGAGACUGUUGGGGCGAGAUGUACUAUUACCGUGAGUUCAGUUACUGGCUCAACCGAAACCCUUGGGAACGCUUUAAGGAGGAUCUCAUUGCGGUCAUCUGGUUCAAGCUCACCGGCAAGAAGGUCAAGUUGUGAAGAGCACUUGAAUGAAGCUGUGAGAUGAAUGAAGCGACGAUUUACUCGAUUGUUGGGAUAUAGACGCAUCAACUCGGCCAAACGAUAUACGGGAAACGGACACGAAAACAGUCUAUGGUAUGACUGUGCUGAUGCUUGCCACGGAGUUCUUGUACAUGAUU